This is a messenger RNA of Toxotes jaculatrix (banded archerfish), 252 nucleotides long. RefSeq names its product cortexin-3. The record is from RefSeq and is a predicted model, not a curated record. The transcript has a single exon. NCBI's taxonomy places the organism in Eukaryota, Metazoa, Chordata, Actinopteri, Toxotidae. Bases 1 to 252 code for a protein of 83 amino acids.
AUGGAUGUGCCCAGGAUGGCUGAGGGCCUCUUCAGCAGCACGCUGUCCUCGUCAGGCGGUGGCCAUCACGUGCCUACCUACCUGACGCUGGAGCAGAAGGCCGCCUUCGUCUUUGUGCUGCUGCUCUUCAUCUUCCUGGCCCUGCUCAUUGUGCGCUGUUUCCGCAUCCUGCUGGACCCCUACCGCAGCAUGCCCUCAUCCAACUGGACAGACCACACGGAGAAGGACACAUUCGAUUACCGCAUCGUCUGA